Messenger RNA from Rotaria sp. Silwood1, 1587 nucleotides. Lineage: Eukaryota; Metazoa; Rotifera; Eurotatoria; Philodinida; Philodinidae. The record is from the annotation of a GenBank genome assembly.
AUGUCACUAUAUAAGAAAGAAAUAGAUCCAAUAUUUAAAACAUUAAAAAAUUUAUCUAAAGAUAAAACAAUUAAUACUACAGGGGCAGACAAAGGUCGAGCAGCUGUCAUUCUUGAUAAAUCAGAUUAUAUAAAGAAAAUGGAAUUGGUAUUGAACGAAUCUAAGACCUUUAAACAAUUAGAUGAGGACCCUACCAUCCAAAAAGAAGAUCAAUUACAGAGGAAAUUAUUAAAAUUAAAAAAUUUUGGUUUUUUAACAGAGAGUGAGUACAAAUUUGCUCGUCCUGUUGGAUCUCAACUCGGAAAAGCCUAUGGUCUUCCUAAGAUCCACAAACAAGGCGUUCCUUUGCGUCCAAUUAUCUCAGUAUGCAAUACAUUUAGCUACAAGUUAUCUAAAUUAUUAGCAAAGAAAUUAGAAUAUUUCCGAAUUAGCUCAACUAUUGUAACAGAUACAUUUAAAUUUGUUGAUGAACUGCAAAAUUUAGAAUUAAAUAAUACUAAAGUGAAAAUGGUGUCUUUUGAUAUCGUGUCUUUAUUUACACGAGUUCCACUUUCACGUACUAUUGAUCUUAUCUUAGACAAGAUGUAUGGACCAACACAUACAUGUUUAUUCAGUGAGAAAAAACGAAAUGAUUGGUGUAACAAAUGUCAACAGAGGUAUGAAUUAAAAUGGUUAUUAGAUAUUUCAACAAAAGAAUCCCAUUUUAUAUUCAACGGAAAAACUUAUUGUCAGAUGGAGAGAAUAGCAAUGGGUAGUCCUUUGGGACCCUUAUUUGCUGACAUUUAUAUAAAUUAUUUAGAAUCUAAAUUAAAACGUAGAUUAAAACAAAAUGGAGUAAUAUAUUGGAGACGAUUUGUGGAUGAUAGUUUCGUAUUAGUUGAUGAAAAUGCCAAUAUUAACAAGUUAUUAGAUAUUCUAAAUAGUUUUGAUACUGAUAUACAAUUUACAGUUGAAACAGAGAAAAACAACUCUCUCCUUUUUCUUGAUAUACUAAUAACUAGAACAGCUAAUAACCUCAAUAACACAGGUUUAAUUGAUUUACCUGUGAAAGCACUUCGCUCAUUUUUAAUACAAAUUCAAGAAUAUAUACCACUUAUUAAAGUUGACCAUUAUGAACAAUUUCUUAAUUUACUUAAGAAAGAAUAUCCAAGAGAUAAAUUGAAUAAUCAGAACCUAUUACGAUUUUUACCUAUUCUUUAUCCAUCAUCAACAGACCAGUUGUCAGAUUCUACUAAUUCUUUAACCUCAAUACAACCAACAGAUGGAAGAUUUAAAAAUAAUUUAAAAAAUUGGGCUAUAGAAAUAUCUAAUCUUAUAUCUGAGCAUGAAUCUGAAACUGAACAACAUUUAUGUCGAUGCUUAAUAGUUUAUCUGGAUUUACAAUCAAUUGAUCAAAAUAAUUUAGAAAAAAUUUGUCAUAUUUUUGAUAAGGCUAUCUCAGAUAAAUCUAUAAAAUUUUCAUCAGAAUAUUUUAAAUCGCUAUGUAAAUUACUUAAAGUAAACCAAGUACAAGAACUUUUUCUUGUCCUUGCUUUACAACAUUCAACACAUAACGAAUCUCAAAUAUUAGCUCGUGAACAUAUUUAA